Messenger RNA from Abrus precatorius (Indian licorice), 1119 nucleotides. Its product is annotated as ubiquitin-conjugating enzyme E2 variant 1C. The coding region runs from base 181 to 693 and encodes 170 amino acids. Gene Ontology annotation, biological process: protein K63-linked ubiquitination; DNA damage tolerance. Gene Ontology annotation, cellular component: nucleus. The transcript has 4 exons. The record is from RefSeq and is a predicted model, not a curated record. Lineage: Eukaryota; Viridiplantae; Streptophyta; Magnoliopsida; Fabales; Fabaceae.
UCUUCUCUACUUUCAUAAUUCCACCAAAUCCCUCAUUUUCCAUCUUUAUUCCCACACUCUCUCUGCAUUCCGUCACGCAGAUUCUCCUUCCUCUCCGCGACCCUCUUCGAGCUUAAUAUUUUCCACUCUUUCCAUCAGAUCCGCAACACCCACCUCACCAAACCCCUCUUUCACCCAUCCAUGACGCUUGGCUCAGCAGGAUCCAGUGUCGUGGUUCCAAGGAACUUCAGAUUGCUGGAGGAACUUGAACGCGGAGAAAAAGGUAUUGGAGAUGGCACAGUUAGCUAUGGAAUGGAUGAUGGGGAUGACAUAUACAUGCGCUCUUGGACUGGCACCAUUAUUGGCCCCCACAAUGUAAAUAUUCUUCAGUUACUGCUCUGCUUGCAGGUUCUAAAGUUGUGUUCUUUUUUACCAUUUAUCUGUCAGACUGUACAUGAAGGAAGAAUUUAUCAACUGAAGCUGUUUUGUGAUAAAGACUACCCAGAAAAGCCCCCAAGCGUUCGGUUUCAUUCACGGAUCAAUAUGACUUGCGUUAAUCACGAAACUGGAGUGGUUGAACCAAAGAAAUUUGGUCUUCUUGCAAAUUGGCAAAGAGAGUACACCAUGGAGGAUAUUCUGACCCAGCUGAAGAAGGAAAUGGCGGCUCCUCAUAACAGGAAGCUUGUCCAGCCUCCCGAAGGUACCUACUUUUAGCAUCCAAGAUGGUAUAGAUGUCGGAACAUAUUGCAUAUGCUGUAUGCAAUAUAUAGUGUGUAAUGCUUUGUGGAUCCUUCUGAAUUCAAGAACAUAUAGGGGAAUGCCCCCAAAAAGCUUCAUAUUUCCAUCUCCAUGGUUUCAGAGUUGUUUUAUUAUCUUACUUUGUCAACUGUGCUGAAGGGACGCUGUUUGAUUAAAAUAUUGUGUGUCAAAUAUUUUGGAAGCAACUCUUCAACUAGUAUUUACCCUUCUAAUUGCAAAGAUGCUCUCACUGCAUGUGGAAAACUGGCAAUGGCCUUGUGGAUGUGUGCCUUGUCUUUGGUUGUGUUUGCUUCUCCCUGAUGUCAAAACCCGAUCCUCAUUUUUAGGAAAACUUCCCGAGCUUAAUAUGAUGUGUUACGUCUUUCUAUUCUUUAUCGUGGG